Echinostoma caproni is the source of this 258-nucleotide messenger RNA. The record is from the annotation of a GenBank genome assembly. Lineage: Eukaryota; Metazoa; Platyhelminthes; Trematoda; Plagiorchiida; Echinostomatidae.
AUGGCAUUGCAAAUACAUGGAUACGCGCUGCUGACUGACAACAUUGAAAAGCACUCCAAACAGAUUGUGAUUGUAAUCUGUCUGAUCCACAUGGUAGAUCUCCUGGGAGAAGAUGCUGUGGAGGAAGUGGGCACUAUCCAACUGUUCAAUCAGUAUAUGAAAGCAUUGUAUCCAUCUUCUAGUCGGGAUCUCUGUCCAGCGAUUUCCAUUUUGCCUACACCAGCUGACUCCAUCAAUUACCACAUCGGGAAUCUUUGA